UGAUCCCAUAAAACAUUCAUCAGCUCUCAAUCCCUGAUCCAGCCCCAUAAAACAUUCAUCUUUGCUUUUCUCCCCACUCACAAGCCCACCCCCCCCUUUCCCACUUCCUCCUUUGCAAUCCCAUGCAAAAGCUUAUAGUGCGCAGUAUUAUAGUCAAUUUCCCUCAACAGACACAGGCUACACGUACUUUGGGAUACCUCUGUGUUAGAAUUUCAGACCGGGGACGGCAGGAUCUGCGUUUCAGCAUCCGUGGAUUGCUUUGGGCUUCUCCCAGUUUCCUUCAAGGCUCUGUCACACCUUGGAUUGCUGCUGCUGUUGUUCUUUUUUUUGUUCGCUCUUUUUUUUGGGGAGGGGGGUUGUUUUCUGAAAGGGAUCUUCCGUCUGGAUGUAAAUCGUAGUUGUGUAUUCCUUGCGCUCCCCAAAUGACUGAUCUUAGUUCGCUGGGGAGACUUGGUUCUCCGCUCCGCUUCUAUAAGCAAACCUUUGGCUAAAGUUUUCAUGGACCGGUUCUCAGUGAUCACCGGUAUUUUGGAUUUGGCGUUAUUUCCAGUUUAAACUGCGUCUUUUCCGUCAAAGAUCACAAAAAUCAAGUAUCUUGUUUUCGUUAACAGGGUGCCUUCAGCUGGAAUUUAUUUUAGUAAAAAUGAAGACCACUGUUGCAGAAGGAAGCAGACUCCUAUUCCUGGUGCUGUGGCUGAAUUCUGUACCCCAAGUGGAGUGCUGCCCAGGGGUCUGUGUGUGUUACAGUGAACCUAGAACGACAGUGGCGUGCCAGCAACAAGGACUGUCCUCCAUUCCCACUGAGAUACCCAUUCGCAGCCAACGAAUAUUCCUCCAGAAUAACAAGCUAACAGUGGUGAAGUCUACCAGUUUCAGUUCUUGCCACAACCUGACUGUGCUUUGGCUCUACUCCAACAACAUCAGCCACAUCGAGGCUGGUGCUUUUUAUGGACUGGAGCGAUUAGAAGAACUGGACAUUGGAGACAACUCCAACCUAAGGAUCAUCAGUCCCACAGCCUUUCGGGGGCUGUCAAGACUGCACACCUUGCACUUACACAGGUGUGGGUUAUCAGAGCUGCCCAUUGGUGUCUUUCGAGGGCUAUUUUCUCUACAAUACCUGUACCUCCAGGACAACAAUUUGCUGACCCUGCAUGAUGACACUUUUCUAGACUUGGCAAACCUGACCUAUCUCUUUCUCCACGGCAACAAAAUCAAGACAGUGUCUGAGAACAUGUUGAGAGGCUUGAUCGGUCUCGAUCGUCUGUUGUUGCACCAGAACCGGGUGACAUCUGUGCACCGGAGAGCCUUCCAUGACUUGGGAAAGUUGACAACCUUUUAUCUGUUCAAUAACAAUUUAACUGUGCUCACUGGGGAAACCAUGGAUUAUCUGGUGUCGCUCCAAUACCUGCGUCUGAACGGUAAUCAAUGGAUUUGUGAUUGUAGGGCCCGAUCUCUAUGGGAUUGGUUCAAACGAUUUAAAGGAUCCAGCUCUGAAUUGGAGUGCCAUGUUCCAGCAAGUCUUGUUGGUAAGGAUCUCAAAAGAUUAAAGGCCAGUGAUCUGGAAGGGUGCUUAGAUAACUCACAUCAAAUCCGAACCAGCAUCUUCAGUACCAAGACCCGAUCUGGCAAACUACCCUCGACUGAGACUCCACUGAGAGAAGGGUCGCCCAGGUGCUGCCUUCCGGAGAGUGACAAGUCCUCCAUUAUCUCGAGCAAGGGUCUGCCAGAUCCCUCAUCCUACAACAGCCGGCAAAUCACAAAUAACCCACUCAAGGAGAAGGAGAACAUCUCAAAACCCAAGUUCCCGGAUGUAGACCCCACUAAGAAUGGCACUCGGAACAAACAGAGACUGAAUGACGAUCCAGUUGGGACCUUUUCCAACACGCAGGACGAUCCUUUGGGAAAGCUAAAACCAGAUUACACUGACAACCUGGAACCCUCCACAGCCCCCUCAAGGAAGAAAAAGAAGUGCUCAAAAAAGCCAAAACCAGAUGCCCAGUGUCUCAAAAGCAAAGGGUCUACAUCUCGGGCUCUGAACCUUCUCUUCUUGCCCAUCAUCUGGUUCUCUUUAACCAUCUGUUAGGAAAUGGGACAGACGUUGCAUAUUUUUCUUGCUGAUGACAAUUUCUUAGAACCUGCAGUGACCUCCACAAACUGACAGAAAGAGAAAAUAAGGGACAUGCUGUAAAUCCUAAGAGAAAAGAGAAGCUUUGUUCAACUAAAACAAAAAAUACAACUGGAUGCCUUUAUAGAAUACAUCAAAUCUAUUGUAUAUAAUUAAUUGGUGCCCAAAUUGUUUCUGUUCUAUGUACUGUGUCUAAACUGCACUUCUGAAACUCCCCCUCCCUUUCAAGGCUUAUGCUGCAAACACAGUGAUGUGACAGACUACCGAAGACAAAGCAAAUGGGAACACAAAUGUACCAUGUAGAUGCUUAUUAAACCAAGAAUGUUUUGGGGGUUUGGAAACCUACUUGAACCUAAAGAUGUGGCAGAAUUUUUUAUUUUUGGCAAGAAGUGAUGCAUUUGUUCAAUGCUGUGUUGGGUUCUUAUGUUUAUAAAUACUACAGAUUAAAAACAAGAUGUUUAUUCUCCUUUUAA
This is a messenger RNA of Lepisosteus oculatus (spotted gar), 2598 nucleotides long. RefSeq names its product reticulon 4 receptor (gene rtn4r). NCBI's taxonomy places the organism in Eukaryota, Metazoa, Chordata, Actinopteri, Semionotiformes, Lepisosteidae. Gene Ontology annotation, molecular function: protein binding. The record is from RefSeq and is a predicted model, not a curated record.